AUGGGGUUCACAAAGCUCUUUCGGCGGAGCAAGAAGUCGAAAUCCGACACCUCGGACUUUAACUUCAACUACGAUCGCGAUGCUCGCUAUGCCUCCGAAAAGGCCGGAUACAACAAGAGGAAUAGCCACUUCAUGGCCAUGCCCCUAGACAAUGGCAUUUUUGCACCGUGGUUGCAGCUCCCCGUGCCUAUUCUGCAGAGGAUCUUCUCCUUUGUGUGUCCCCACUGCUACGACGAGAGCUACGAGACAUGCGAACAGAGCGCCAUUGAGGAUGCUUGCAUGCUUUGCGAUUUGAGGGAUAUCUCGCAUGCUGGUCGGGUGUGCAGAGCUUGGAGAAAGGUGGCCGUGCCCAUGAUUUACCACAGCAUACGUAUUGAUGCUGUCCACUACUGCGAACGCGAAAUCUACCUUUCAGAUAUGCGAAAGCGCAAGACAAAGUUCGAUCGCAAUGGAAACCCGGAAGACCCGGCGAGCGCACGACUCAACCUGCUAUGCCGCACUCUUCGCGACGACCCCACGAGGCUGGGCAAAAUGGUCCAGUACUUUAAGACGCCGUACAUGUUGCGAGAAUCGAAAACGUCGGAUCUUGCUCGCACCAUUGCAGUCCUCCCCAAUUUGCACUACCUAGACCUGCCAGAGGGAGUCUUCGCUGGAGACCCUGCCUAUGCGACGCUCACGCUCGAGGUGCAGGCUAGAUGCCCGGACCUCAGAAAGAUGACGUACCUAGGCGGAUGCGAGCGCAACUUGGAAACUCUGGCCUCGGGCAACGUCUGGACAAAAUUGGAGGUCUUGGAGCUCACCAGGAUCAAUAUGGACCCGCAGACCUUGAGACAUUGCCUGUCCGUCAUGCAGUGUCUUCGAGCACUCAAGGUCACAGAGAGUCGGGUUAUGGACGAUGACUUUUUCAGGUACAAUGACGUCUUACCUGCAGUACCAGCUCUGGAAGAGCUUAUUCUCAAGGAGGUGCCAAGAGUGGCAGCCGCUGGCCUGGAAGCCUAUCUUUCGCGUCCUGAUGUCCAAUCGCGUCUCAAGGUGCUAUCCCUUCAAGACACAGGAAUCCACCCGACCAACCUGCAUGAGGUCUUGUUCAAUGCGCCCAACCUGCAGGCCUUGUCGCUGAUUGCCGAGGUGGACACUGCAUUCCCGUUCAAUGCCAAUAUUCCACCAUUGGCCAACUUUAGCCUCAAGACGCUGCGUUACGAGAUCACGGCCUCGCCAGAGGUGGGCGCAUAUGCUGGCAUGACGCAAGGAUAUUACAACUACUUGGCCCAAUCUCUGUUUGCCGACGGUUUCCCGCUACUCUCUUCUCUUUAUGUUCGAGAUGAGACUUUUGCGGAUAGGCUACUGGGUCUUCCGCCACCGAUGCCAGGAUAUGCAGGCGGUGCUCAGCGCCCAUCGAGUUCUUCGUCAAUGGGCCCCUUUGGGAUGGGCGGCGGGUCUAUGAGCCCCCAAUCCACAGGCGGAGGCAAUCCAUUCUCACCCGGCUUAGCAGCGCCUGGUGGCAACACCAAUAGAUUUAGCAGCAACAAUCCGUUUGCCCAACCACAGGUCCAACAGCGCUUUGGAGGUCCUCCGAUGCUGAAUCUUAAUCAGACCUUGGCGGUGUACACAAAAGGCGAAGACGAAAACGACUGGGGCCUAAUCAAGAUGGACCCCUACGACAACCCCGGCUAUGCCGGCGGGCGUGGUGUCGGCGGUGGCCGCGCUCACCAUGCGAGAAGUAGCUCCGCAACUCACGAUCGACCCUUGAGCAGUUAUGGAUUAGCCGACGUAGGGUCGAGAUGGAGAGAGGGCAGCGGCGGUGCCCGUAUGAGUGUCAUCAUGGGUAAUGGGGCAGGUGGCUUCCUGGCAGUACCAGGCGGUGCCGAUCCGUCUCACACCAGGAGGAAGAGUGAGGGCAGCGGUGCCGACGAGUGGCCGAGACCAAAGAGCAGCUCAGGAGCCAGAGCCGACAAGGAUCUCUGGCGGUAA
Molecule: messenger RNA, 1971 nt
Organism: Pestalotiopsis fici W106-1
Lineage: Eukaryota; Fungi; Ascomycota; Sordariomycetes; Amphisphaeriales; Sporocadaceae
Exons: 2
Coding region: 1-1971 (656 amino acids)
Source: RefSeq, a predicted model, not a curated record